AUGCCCUCUGUGCAGCAAUUUCUUAACCCGAUUGAACCUUUACACUAUGAACGAUAUAUCGCUUCCUCACCUGAUGGUGUAUGUCCGGGACAGAUCGAUUCUAUCAAGCGGGACUUUGCGGAAAGAGAGCCGUCCUUGGCGAAUCAGGCGUCAAACCCGAAACGCCGGGCGACAGGCUUCGAGAACGCAGCCAAGCUGAUGAUAUGCGACCGCCAUAAGGAUACCUCAAGAGAGGCUCGAAAGAUUGCGCGUCGGUGGGAAAGGGAAGCAGCACAGAAUUCCCACCGUGCAUCCGUCGCCAGCAAGCAACUCUCGUCAUACAACCAGUCUCUAUAA
Molecule: messenger RNA, 336 nt
Organism: Aspergillus melleus
Lineage: Eukaryota; Fungi; Ascomycota; Eurotiomycetes; Eurotiales; Aspergillaceae
Exons: 1
Coding region: 1-336 (111 amino acids)
Source: RefSeq, a predicted model, not a curated record